GAACGAAAGAACAAUCUUCUUGUGCCACUAAGGCGGGAUCAUCUUUAGUGUAGUGGAAAAAACAAGACUGUCCGAUUAUUCAGCGCCUUCUCCCUCGCUGUCUGUGUGGCUCUUUGCCUGAUCCUCUUCUUUGUCGACGACGUGGCCGUGUUGUUUUUCUAGAGCCCAACAUAUCUCCGUGUCUCGAAAGAGUGUUGUUCUCAAUGGUCAAAUCCCUUCCCGAGCACUGGAUUAGGCCUAAUGUGAACUCGACGAGGCUCUCCAAAAACUGAGGUUACUCCAGAUAACAAUAGCUCCGGGCGAAAAGAAGUAGGUGGUAGGUGGCUGGCUCACGCCUCGAUCCGCACCCAAAACCAAUCAUCAGCUGAUCAAUGAGUUGUUGUUCCCUUCUCUGAUGUUCGUCUACGCGUAGUUAUUCCACCCCAACUGGUGAUAAACGGACAGAGAACCUCCUCCGUCAGUUCUUAUCUGGCACACAAGGAAAAUCUUUCCGUUCAACGGUGAUUGGCUCGGCGACUUUCCCUUGGAUCCGCUCUCGUUUCGGAAUGACAAGGAGAAAGCGAGAGUUCCUCUUUGGAAACUGAAAACAUCCGAGGAACAACUUUUCUCCCCGAUGCGAAACAAACAGUUCUUUUGAAAGAGUCGACGGAGUGAGGCGACAGCUGGAGAGCUGGAGAGGUCUCCUCAAGCUCUUGGGAAGCGAGAGAGCUUGAAGAAGAACUGUCCAAGAUGAUGCUCGUGAUGAGAAGAAGCAGCAGCACCGAGAGCAGCUGAGUAUAUAUUCUGGGUGGCCUUCAAAACAACUAAUCCCCUUCCGAUAUCACAACUCUACCACACUCUCAAUACUCAUCACCAAGGCAGUGAAGUUUUUUUGCGGUGUGUUGAUUUGGCUUUGUCUCUCUUCACGUUACCGAAUGAGAGUUCCAUCUUCAAGCUUGGCCCUCUUUUGUGCUACGAGCAUUUGAGUGAUCCCAAUCCAGAUAAAUCGCUCGGAACAUUAAGACCGUUGAUGGUAUUCCAAGUUUUAGUUGACCCAAUCGCCCCAGGGAUAUGGCCAACAAUUCCAUCUACGGAAGCACCAAGGAACUGAUGUCGUCUGAUUCAGUGGAAAAAGGCGAUCCAGCCAUGGGUUCCAACGGACCCCGCGGACCCAAGCCAUUCAUGUUGAAUCGGCAAAAGUCCUGCACUUCGUUCGACAUGAGUGCCAAAAAGAUUGACCAAGUGCUCACUCCCGAGGAGAAACGUUACAUCUUGUUGGUGGAACGAGGAGACACAGCCACCGUAGCCAAAACAAUCGCCACUUAUCAAAACAAGCCCCAGGUCUUCGACAUCAAUUGCAUGGAUCCCUUGGGCCGCUCGGCGCUGUCCAUCGCCAUCAUGAAUGAGAACCCCGAAAUGAUGGAGCUGCUCUUGAAUGAGGGCAUUGCCGUUGCUGAUGCGUUGCUUUUGGCCAUUUCGGAGGAAUAUGUGGAAGGUGUGGAGCUCCUCCUGCAAUACGAGGAGCGGACCCACAGCCCCGGGACACCGUAUUCUUGGGAAGCUGUGGAUCACGUGUCCGCUAAUUACACGCCUGACAUCACCCCGCUCAUUUUGGCUGCCCAUAAGAACAACUAUGAGAUUCUCAAGAUUCUUUUGGAUCGCGGUGCCUCCUUGCCGACUCCUCAUGAUCUGAAAUGUAGCUGUGAUAGCUGUAUUACAGCCUCCCAAGAGGACUCCCUCCGUUUCUCGUUGUCCAGAAUUAACGCCUAUCGUGCUCUUGCCUCUCCCUCCUUGAUAUCACUCACCAGCUCCGAUCCCAUCCUGACUGCCUUCCAAUUGUCCAACGAAUUGAAGAAGCUGAAGAAAAUGGAAUCUCAAUUUUGUGCUCAGUACUCGGAACUUCGGCUUCAAGUUCAGCGAUUUGCCACGGACCUCUUGGAUCAUGCGAGGACCUCCUACGAGUUGGAAAUCAUGCUGAACUACGAUCUCGAUGGAGACGUGUGGGACCCGGGCGAGACCCAAACGCUCCACCGUUUGAAGAUGGCUUUGAAAUGCAAGCAAAAGGCUUUCGUGGCUCAUCCGAGUGUGCAACAACUUUUGGCCACCAUUUGGUAUGAGGGCCUGCCCGGGUGGCGACGGAUGAAUGUCAUUGGACAGACCUUUGAGUUGUUCCGGAUUGGACUGAUGUUUCCGAUUUACUGCUUAGCUUAUAUGGUCGCCCCCAACAGUGAUCGCGGGGCGUUCAUGAAGAACCCUUUUGUCAAAUUCAUUGCUCACUCCGGCUCUUACAUGUGCUUUCUUCUGCUUCUGGCGGCGGCCUCGCAGAGGGUGGAACGACUGACUUUGGCCUUCAUCGGAGAGCAUUUCCAAAUCGACGUGCUAAACAAGAUGGUGGCUGACUGGGACCGCCAUGAACGAGGCUCGCUGCCAUCGCCCAUCGAAUGUAUCAUUAUUCUAUGGGUCUUGGCACUCAUUUGGAAAGAAGUCAAAGAGAUCUACGAGGUUGGCUUGUUGGAGUACUUGUGUGAUCUGUGGAACUUGGCUGAUUGCUUCACCAAUAUGUGCUUUGUAGGAUGGAUUCUUCUUCGCUUGGGUGCGUUCGUUUUGGUCAAACGAGAGGAAAUGAUGGGUAUCAUUCUCUACUCCCGAAGAGAGGAUUGGCAUGCUUACGAUCCCUAUCUGAUCUCAGAGGGUCUCUUCGGGGCCGGCAUGAUAUCAAGUUUCCUUAAACUGAUCCACAUCUUCUCCAUUAAUCCACAUCUUGGGCCACUUCAGAUCUCGUUGGGGCGAAUGGCCGUCGAUAUUGCCAAAUUCCUGGUUCUCGUCCUACUUGUCCUUUUCGCAUUCGGCUGCGGAAUGAAUCAACUCUUGUGGUACUACGCAGAUCUGGAAUAUAACAAAUGCUACAGUCUCCCAGGGGGAUUGCCCGAUGUCAAGAACCAAGGCAACUCAUGCAUCGUUUGGCGAAGAUUUGCCAAUCUAUUUGAGACAUCUCAGUCGCUCUUUUGGGCGACCUUCGGCCUCGUCUCGCUGACUGACUUUGAACUGGCAGGCAUCAAAGAGUUCACUCGAUUCUGGGCCCUCCUCAUGUUUGGCUCCUAUAGCGUGUGCAAUAUCAUCGUCCUCCUCAACAUGCUUAUUGCUAUGAUGUCCAAUUCUUUCCAAAUCAUCUCUGAGCGGUCUGACACCGAGUGGAAAUUCUCCCGUACUAAGCUCUGGAUCAGUUAUUUUGAGACCGGCUCCACGGUUCCACCACCUUUCAACAUCAUACCAACUCCAAAAGCAAUUGGAAGAUUGCUGGGGUGUUGUUCAAAAGAGGAGAAUGUGAGCAACAAGGAAAAGGAAGUGGCAAAUAAACGGUACAACGAUGUCAUGAAAUGCAUCGUGCGACGGUACAUUACAUCAGAGCAGAAGAAAGCGGAAGAUUUUGCGAUCACCGAGGACGACGUCUCCGAGAUAAGACAAGAUAUUAACAAGUUCCGGUACGAAAUGAUUGACAUCUUGAGAAACAACAAGUUUGUCACUCCCGACGUCAACGAGCGAGAUGUGUUCGUGAGUAACAAGCGAGCCAAGCAAACGGAGAGACGGAUUCGAAAAGGCUUCAACAUCUCAACAGUGGACGUAGCAAUAAAGGAAGCCUUCAAUAACAAUCCAAAUGCCAAAGAAAAGGAUUUCUUCAAGGUCAUUGCCAAGGCCAUCGGGAACAAGUCUCAAAAGGACUGGAACACCGAAAUGCAAGGUCAGGCACGCGUGGAUCACAUCGGAUCAUCCAGGACAGUCGCAGAGCGACGCAUGGCCAGCUACAGAAAGACCAUUUUGGCCCGAGGCGGCAGCCAGGACGAUCUAAAUCACAUGACAGCCGAAGAGUUGGUGGAAUUCAAUCCUAAGCUUAGGGAUUAUACGCCUCACACCAGACUGGCCUAUGCUAAAUUCAAGUCAUUAGGAAAACUGUCGAAACUUGUAAAGGAACCAAGGCCAGAGUUAAGCAGACAGAGCUCUCAAGGAUCCACAACGAGUCUAAACGAAGUUUCCAACUCGGGAGGAAGUAAGGCCAAGAAAUUCCAACGUCUUAUGAAGACCACUUCGUCCAUGAGUAUGACUGAAUCGAUCAAGGAAGACGACGAGACCGUAAAGUCCCCGGUCAAACCUGGUGGCAACGAACAUAGAAGCGAGAAACUGGACGACCUGAUCGAGUUGUCGCCCGAAAAUAAGCCGGAUCCAUCUCGGACUCCACAAGAACUAGAUAUCGCUGAACAAGACACCCCCACUGACCAAGACGUCCUAUCCCCCGGCAAAAGAACGCCAAAACAUUCGAAGGAAGUCAUCAGGACCCCCAAGGGAUCCAAACACUCCAGAUCCAUGAAGAAAUCACCCUCCAAUGAGUCCUUUCAAUCAGCGGCGUCCCAAAGAUCUCCCAAGUUGAGCGCUAAUUCGGCCGGGGAUCUUGAACUAAGUCAAAUCGACUCCGGUAACGGGAUUCUUCCAGCUGAGAUUUCCACCCCUCAGCUCAGUCCCCUUCCGCCUCUUCCAGGCAAACGCAAGAAGGCCAAGCCAGCCCCAGCCCCGCCUCCGGCUGGCCGGUCUUCAGCUGUUGACGAUGACGAGUGCUAUCCGAGUGGAGAAGGUGAGAUUCACGCUCCAUCCUUGGCCAUCACUCAGCCUUCGAUGGACCAAGGAGAUGAGGACACCCAAGAAGCCACUGAGCAAGAUGGUGCAGCAGGUAGAGCUGACGAGCCAUCUCCCUUGCCCUCACCCACUCCUAGGAACGGCAAAGGUUUUUCUGUGAUGUCGGGCAAUAUGAAGUCUGGAUGGCUUUAAAUGGUUGAUCGAAAACAAACUGUGAUAUCGGAGAGAAGACUUUGCUGGGGAGAGAGAGAGCAAUCACCUCGACUCACGAUCUUCCUUCUUUUUCUUGAUGUUUGCGUUUCACUUCGAAAUUGCAAGUCUCACUUCAACCAUUGCUGUCCAAAACAGCAAAUUGAUUGCCAGUUUAAAAUGGAUCAAAUCUUAUUUAUUAUACUUACAGAUUGUCAUACGACCAUCAUUAGCUUUCUACUACAUUACUACAUUACACCACAUAUAUGUAACAUAUAUCAUACUGUAUUGUAGUAAACCUGUGCCAAAUUAGUAGUAGUUUGAAAUUACACGAUUGCAAUUGACAUUACGAUUCGCGUUACGUCAGGCUUAUUUCAACUACUUUACCUUCCAAUAAUCAUCAACACACAUAUUUUAUUAUGGGCAUUCCAAAAAAAUCCAAUCAUAUCAUUAUCAUCAUAGUAAGUCGUGCUUUCUUUCCAAAGAUUCAUCCUCGAUAUUGGCCUUGUACUCCCUCAAACUGUACACAGUAAUAUGUCAACCAUGCCAAAGAAAUGUCAGAAAUAAAUUGGAACGAAAACGGA
Tigriopus californicus is the source of this 5378-nucleotide messenger RNA. Its product is annotated as transient receptor potential protein-like. Gene Ontology annotation, biological process: regulation of cytosolic calcium ion concentration; calcium ion transmembrane transport; manganese ion transport. Gene Ontology annotation, cellular component: cation channel complex; membrane. Lineage: Eukaryota; Metazoa; Arthropoda; Copepoda; Harpacticoida; Harpacticidae. Gene Ontology annotation, molecular function: store-operated calcium channel activity; protein binding; inositol 1,4,5 trisphosphate binding. The record is from RefSeq and is a predicted model, not a curated record.